This is a messenger RNA of Paralichthys olivaceus (Japanese flounder), 7698 nucleotides long. RefSeq names its product remodeling and spacing factor 1a (gene rsf1a). Gene Ontology annotation, cellular component: chromatin; RSF complex. Lineage: Eukaryota; Metazoa; Chordata; Actinopteri; Pleuronectiformes; Paralichthyidae. The record is from RefSeq and is a predicted model, not a curated record. Gene Ontology annotation, biological process: negative regulation of DNA-templated transcription. Gene Ontology annotation, molecular function: histone binding.
CAGGAACCCAGAUCUGUUGGCUUUAGUGUGAAAGUGUUCUCCGGAAGUCACCCCCGUCCUCGCCCCGCGGCUCUUGACGCCGGUGGCCGCCUCGCUCCAUUCAUUUCUCCCACACACACACACACAGUCGCAUCCAGCAGUGAGCCCCCCCCUCCCGUUUCUCUCCGCCUGGAAAGAUGGCUGCUCCGGCGGUGGUGAGGAGCUCCGGCCCGGCGCUGUGCCCGAGCUUCGCGGAGGUCUGCUCGUUCCUGGAGCGGUACGGAGCGACGCUGGAUCUGCCCGAGAUGACUUUCCCGCAGAUGGAGCGGUAUCUGCGGGACACGACGGCAGUCCCUAAACCCCUCGUGGAGCUUCACGUGAAGCUGCUCAGAAAACUUGGGAGGUCUGUAACGACAGACCGGUGGGAGAAGUACCUGGCUAAGGUUUGCCAGGAGCUGAACAGUACUUGGGCGUGGGAGCUGGAACAGAAGGGCUACCAGGAUAUGUCCAUGGAGUGCAAGUCGAGCAUCCUCAAAUAUCUGUGCGAGUGUCAGUUUGAUGACAACCUGAAGUUCAAGAUGGCAGUUAAUGAGGAGGACCCGGAGAAGAUGCGUCUGCAGCCGAUAGGUCGGGACCGACAGGGCCUGAUGUACUGGCUUCAGUUGGACCACGAGCAGAACAUCCGGCUGUACACGGAGGAGCAGGACGAUCUGGACGGAUCCACCUGGCAGUGCAUUGUCAGGACUCGUAACGAUCUGGCUGAGGCUCUGGACCUGUUGAAGGCUCAGAUCAGUCCAGGCCUGAAUCAGGAGCGGGACCAGAACCAGGCUGGAUCCACUGUAUCCAGGAGCAACAGCCCCACAGAGAAAGGGGAUGAGGUAACAGGAAGUACUGACCCCGAACCCUCCAAGAGCACAGAGGAACCUGCUGAGAGCAAGAAGGUUGACCCCAUAAAUGAAGAGAAACCCCUCACACCAGUGCUAAAGGAGGAGCAGAUGCAGUCAAUCAAGGGGGAGAACACAGACGCUGAGGUAAAAGAAAAGAGGACGGACCACAAACCCCCUUUGUUCGAUAAUCGGGUCAGCACCAUCACCACCAUUGUCAAAUCUGAAUCCAGGGAAGCAGACGCUCCCAAAAACACUGUGUCGGUUGUCAUGGCACCAUGCACAACUGUGAUAAAACAGGAAGUUAACAAGGAAGAGGAGGCAGGGCGGGCCGUCGUCAGGAGCAACCAGCAGGCAAAGAUACCACUGAAGAAGAGGGAGCUGAAGCUCGCAGAGAGCUACCAGAGCAGCCACCUUAACAACAACAACAGCAGCAGCAGCAGCAGCAGCAGUAUUAUUGUGUGUAACCCCUCAGUGAUCCAGAGCAAGGACAGUCAUGGGAGAGAGGGCAAGUUACUGAACUCUGUAGCACCCUCUUGUGGUUUGGCUAUGUCACAACAGCAGCAGUUAGUGGUCAGUGCAUCGAAGCAAGAACUGACGAAUGGGAGAGCGUCUGUGCUCCUGCCCCACAAAGACGGACAGAAUGGAGUCAUAGGGGUCAUAGGUCAAGUCGGUGUAAUAGGUCAUAUAGGGGUCAUCCGCAGUCCGUCUGAGCGUCACAGAGCCCCUGGCGCUGAGCAACAGGAACCAAAUGGACCAAGUGUAGAGCACUGGGGCUCCAGAGUUGUGGAGGAAGAGCGGGAGGUGAGCCGGCAGUCAGUGCUGGUAAGGAAGGGACCUGUUGAAGGUGACAUGUCGGUAACAACAUCCUCCGCUCUUCGAACACCCGGAAAGCUGCCAAUGACAUCUUUAAAGUCUGAUCAAGCACCUAAAGCUGCAGAGGGAGAAGUGGAUGCUGUUAGCAUUUCUCCACUGUCUCAGUCCACAGAGGAACCCAAGAGACAGACGACAGAAGACCCGUGUAAAAUAAACACAGAGGAACCGUCAGAGAAGACAAAAACUGCGCACAGCAGUCGUCACCAGAAAGAUGAUGGCGUGGACGAGAGGGAGGAGAGGAAAGGAGAAGUGUCUGGGACAGAGGAAGGAAGUAAGGAUUACAAUGAAAAGAGUAAGAGCACUUUAGGGAAGAUGGAGGCAGAAUCAGGGGGCGGCGUUCCUCCUCUAAAAGUUGAACAGAGAAAUGAAAACGACCACCAGGGAGACAUGGUCAAUGAUGAGCUGGCUGCCCAGGUCAGGGUUAAGGACGCUGGGCUGCGGUCAGAGGGGAAGCAGGGUCCCCUGGAGGAGGCAUCCUCUGAGCUCCAGAAAGAAGGAAUCAGGCUCAAGAUUAAGAUUCCCCCCCACAGGAGAAACAAGUUAAGGAAAGGUGGAAAAGAGGAGGAGAAAGAGAGGGAGCAGGAGGCCCAAGAGGAAGGGAGGCAGCUGAGGAGGUCUGCCAGGAUUUGCAGAUCAUCUGCUUUGCCAACCUGCAGGCCGAGCUCGAAGGCGGCGGAGAGCCAGAGAAAGAAACCACAAAAAAAACAGGCACUGACUCCCAGAACUAGGGAAGAAGAAGAGGAGGAUGAGGAUGAAGAAGAGGAUGAAGAGGAGCAGAGCUCAGCUACAAAGAAAGACAUAAAAGCAGAAGUGGCCGGGCAAAUUAGAAAACGAAGGGGAAAACGAAGGCAUCGACGUCCCCGAUGGUCCAACAUUCGUUCGAAGAGACGUAAACUGAACGAGGGGACGGAGGUGGAGGACAGAGGGAGGAAACGAGAAGAUGAGGACAGCGAGGGAGGGAGCGACUCUGAAGAAUCCUGUAAAUCAGAGGAGAUUCCCAGUGAGGAUGCCUGCAGUCACUGUGGCCUGCCCAACCACCCUGAGCUGAUCCUGCUGUGUGACUCUUGUGACAGUGGAUACCACACCGCCUGUCUGCGUCCACCGCUCAUGUUGAUUCCAGAUGGAGAGUGGUUCUGUCCGCCCUGUCAACAUAAACUGUUGUGUGAGAAACUGGAGGAGCAGCUGCAGAAUCUGGACAGUGCUCUGAAGAAAAGAGAGAGAGCCGAGAGGAGGAGAGAGCGUCUGGUGUAUGUGGGAAUCAGUGUGGAGAACAUCAUUCCGGAGGGAGACGAGGAAGAGGAGGAGAAGUCAACAAAGAAGAAAGACUCCAAAAAGAGUAAAAAUCUGGGCCGAAGAUCGACCAGAACCAGGAAGCACAUCAGCUACAGGUUUGACGACUUUGACGAUGCGAUCGAUGAGGCUAUAGAGGAAGAUAUCACCGACCUCUGUGCUGGAACAGAGCGCAGCAAAGACGUCACUCCCAUCCUGUCAGAGGACAGGAAGGAGAGCCAGCGGCCAAUCAGAAGCCAGGCUCGUUCUGUCAGGAGCAGGAAGAAGAGGAGGCUGAACGACCUGGAGAGCGACAGCACGGCAGCUGAGAGUGAAGAUGAGUUCAUGCUCAGCAACAGCUCAGAGGAUGAAGACUUCGGUGCGUCUGGGGCAGAUGACGAUGAGGAGGAAGAUGAAGAUGGUGGCAGCGAGGUGGGCAGUUGGGACAGUGCGACCCGCCCCAAGCGGGCGUUAAGAGGGGUUCCCAAACAACGACCCAGCAAGAUCCAACGUAGGGGGAGGAAACGACAAAGGCGGCGGCGAAGACACUCCUCCGAGGAAGAGGAGGAAGAAAGUGAAGAAGAAAUAGACUCCGAUCAGUUCAGCAACAUGACUGACAGCGAAACUGAAAAAAAGAGGCGGGGCCUGAGGCGCGGCCAGCGGCAGCAGGUCAACUACCGCGAGACGUCCGAGUCGUCGGACAACUCCAAGGCCUCGGCCAACAGGAACAAGGUCAAACCACGCGGCCGGCCACGCAAGGAGCAUCUCUCCAGCGACUACAGCGAUGUGUCGCAUUCUUCCAGAGACUCCGCGGAGGAGGAGGAUUAUGAAGACGAAGACGACGACGACCAGAGACGGAGAGUGAACAGGAGGAGGAAAGAGGAGAAAGACCACUGGAGGAACAGAAUGAAGGAAAAGCGGAGGAGAUACAGAGACGAGGAAGACGACAGAGAGAGAGGGAGGCGGCUGAAAAGGAAACUGUUGGAGAAGGAGGAGGACAAGCGGAGGAGAUUAAAGAGGACAGACAGAGAAGAGGAGGACCUGGAGAAGAUGGGCAGAGGAAAGAGGAGAGAGAUUCUGUCACAGCAGCGGCGCAGGCGGCUCGCUCAGAUGCUGAAGAAACGACGGCCUUCGACGGACGAUGAGGACGAGGACGAGUCUGAGGACUCUGAGUCAUCGUCGGAGGAAGAUCGCCCGGUCCGCAAAAGACUCAACCGCAUCGACUCGGAUGAUGAUGAUGAUGAUGAUGACGAUGAUGAAGAAGAGGAAGAGGAGGGAAGACAGAAGGUGACGACCAAAAAGUCUUCAGCAGCAGAGAGGAGGUCCGACAGCGAUGCUCAGGAAAAGGGAAGGGGCCGUAGUUUGUCUCCGUCAAACAUACACCGGACCUCCAGAGGCCCAGUGAAGCCCGGGACUGGAAGUUCCACAGUACCCAGGGACAAUGAAGCUUCAGGCAGGCAGGGCAGGCACAACGGCCCCCUCCAUCCAGACCAGGAGGAGGAGGACGAAGAGGAGGAGGAGGAGGAGGAGGAGGGCCAGACGGACUCAUUAAACUCUGUCCAGAACAGUCCGCAGUCAUGAUGGCUGUUUGUUUGAAUAACGCUCGCUUAUUUCUUUUAGUUUCUUUUUUUUUACCCACAACCCACCUCUGAACAGGAUGUCCCCCCUCCCUCCCCUUUCUCCUCCUCUUUGCUCUCCCCCGUCUUCUCCUCACUGUUGUAUCGUGGUAGAGUGCUGUCCACCAUCGCGUGCUGCACCUCACAACAGAGACUCACGGGUGCCCUCGUCCUCACGUCCGGGACCGGCAGCACUUUGAGUUUCAGUGGACGCACUCGAGCGGCCGGAGGUUGUUGGGACCAUUUCCCAGAGCUUCGUCCUGUGUGUGUGUGUGUGUGGGGGGGGGGGGUGUUGUACCUCAUUCUUAGCACUUCAUCAUUCUCAUAGCACUUAAUAACCGAGCAGAGGGCCAGAGUCAAACUGAACACUUCGGGUCGGAUCAGGAGACGAGACAACAACAAACACAAACACUUUUUAAAUGACACAAACUUAUUUUCACGUCUUCAGAGCGAUUUUGUGUUUUUUAGUUAAGUUUGAGAAAAAUCUGCUUCAACAAGUGUUUUCACCGUUUCCUACAAAUGAGCCAGUUUCCUGAGAGACGUGGUUCUAACAAGGAUCUGGAUCCUCUCUCUCUCUCUCUCUGCUCGGGCGGUCAAAUCACUUAAACACGCGGUGACUCAGAGUCUCCGUGUUUUUUACUUCAGCGGAGGAUUUUCCUCGUUGUUCUGGUUUGAAGAAACAAAUCUCAGAUAAUAAAAUCAGAACCAUCGACACGAGAUGUUUCUCAUUCAAGUCCUGGACACGAUUUAAUGUGGUCAACAGGAAACGAUCGUCCAGUGGAACCGGUCAGAGGUCGAGGGUCAGAGGUCAGGGGUCAGAGGUCAGAGGUCGGGCGCAGGACCCGGGUCUGAUUAAACCUGCUCCUCUCAGACGAUCACGUCACAGCUCGUUCAGCUGGUUAAUGUUUCACAGGAUUAAAAAAUAAUCAACAUCCACGUCGAGAAUCCAUCAUUUUAUUUUUCACAGAAACUUUUCUCAUGAGUUUAUUUAUCUGAUGUGAUGAAUGUGAAACAUUUUAGGUUUUAUGACAAAAAAGAAAAUUAAAUUUGAUUAUUCGAUGAACUGAAUCUUACAGAAUUUAAAAUCCUCUUGGUUUUAGAAACACUUGUUGAAUCCAGACUCUGAAACUCUUUCGGAGAUGAUGAAUCACGUUGAGCUGAAACUCUGGAUCCGCUUUGAUCCGCUUUGAUCCGCUUUGAGUCCGGGACGUUUCCUCCCAGUGUUCGGUGUCACACCGGCGGCUCGUUCGUCCCACACGUUGUGGGCGGGACACGUUUGCUGUAAAUACUUUGCUUGUUCCCUGUAAGAUAAUAGAUGUUCUGUUCUUAGUCCUCUUGUAAAAUAUAGUGUUAUAUUUUCUAUAUGAAGGAGUUGAGACGCUGCUGUGGAGGACGGACGUGUGCAGACUGACGCACAUUUCAUCUGUGUUGAGACUUCGUCAGGUUUGAAACAGAAGUUUGUCUUCUUCAGCCUGAGUUGUACAUGUCCAGAGGUUUUUAAACAUUUCCUAAACCCCGAGUUUUUAAAGAAGGAACAAAGCUUUAUUUUUUUGAUUGAGGCUCAGGGGAGGAAGUCAGUCACCAAACAAACUUUUUAUUUUCUCAGUCGUCAUCUCAGCUGGGAGAAGUUCUUUCACGUCACUGUCGAGUCACUGUCGAGGCUUUAAAAGAUUUAUUCUGCUGUUCACGAUAACGUGAAGGUUUCCGACCUGAUCCCAGAUGUUUCUCUUUCUUCUGCUCCUUUAUCAAACCUCUGAGAUUUCAAAUGUGACCAAUGAAGCGUUUAUUAACUUUCACGUGAUGACAUCAUCACAUCAGUUACACACGGAUUCACCCUUGAAACUAAAAUUCAUAUUUUACCCACAUUCGACUUUUUCUGCAAAAACUACAAAUGUGUGAAAAUAAAACAAACAGAAAAUACAAGAAGGUGACGAGAAGGAAAAGUUUAACUUCCUGUUAAAUUCAAACUAAAAGAACUGAGGACGAGUCUGAUCUUAAAUUCAACUUUUCUUUGAUAGAAACUUGAUUUGACCAGAUUUGAAAAUGUUCUUGUUCUUUUUCACGUCACAUCAGGACACGGUCAUGAAACUUUUAUAAAAAACAGAAACUAAAAGAUCAUUUUCAGUCUCUUUCUUUCGUUUGAUGGAAAAAGUCCACAAACUGACGACGACACGAUGGAAACCAGAGACUUUAAAACCGACGUGUGAAUCAUUGUUGGAUCCACUGAGCUGCUGGGGAUGAUUCGUUUGUUCAAAUCAUGGUCUGAAACUUUUCCUCUAUAAUCACUUUAAAGUUCAUUGUGUUGUGAAUCUGUCUUUUUAAAAAGUAAAAUUCUGUCAUUUACAUUUCGCUCCUAAAAAAGAUUAAAAACCCAGAAAUGAACAAAACCAGGUGAUUUUUUUUUUUUAAACUCUUUGCUUCUGUUUAAAAAAAGUCAGUUUGCAAAAAUCCCCGAAAAGAGAUUGAAUCACUGAUUUAAUGAUGAAGCUCUCGGGUUUGUUUUUCUGAACUCUGAUGUUUCACAGUUUGUGAUGAAACUGAUCCCAGAGUCUCCGUCAGUUAAAUCUCUAAAUGUUGUUUCAGGGACUUUCCUCUUAUCGUUCAGUUGAGACGAGAACAGAAAUACAAACUGAUGAAACAGUGAAUCCCCUAAAAGUCGACAUCUCCAUCGUUGCAGCAGUGAUUUCACGUCCUUCACAAAUAACUGACUAAUAAUGUUAAUAUUAAUAAUAUUAAACUGCCCAAACUCUAAACUCUUGAAAAUUCAGAUUUCAGCUUCUCUGCAAAGAUCAGUAUUUUUAUAAUGUUCCUUUUUUACUCAGUUUAUUAUUUCUUUGUUUUUUUCUUCCUCAUGUUGAUGGAGACUUUUUACACCUGUGUGUUUUCCUCUGUGACAGAUUCUGUUGGUUUUAAAAUGUUCAGUAAACUGAAAUGUGGACUCACUGAGAGCAGGCACCAGUGGACGUGACUGCAGCUCCUUUCAUUUCUCUGUUGUACUGUUACUGUAGUUUCUCUGUAACAAAUGUUUUCUAAGUUAUUAAACCAACAUCCAGGCAUCUCCUCAAACACACUCA